CGCCGCGAGGCUGGGAUCCGGAAGUCGGAGCCUCGCGGCGCCAGCGCAGCUUCUGGCCCGGCAGGGUUGCGCUGUCUUCUCCACUCGGAUCUCCGCCGGAAGCGGAGGAAACAAAAGCCUGGAGAUUUGAAUCUACCUGCUUUCAAGCUAGUCAUCAUGAUGAAACUUAGGCACAAAAAUAAAAAGCCAGGUAAAGGUUCCAAAGGCUGCAAGAAGCCUGUAAAGCAGAAUGGAAAGAAAGCAGCCUCCAAAGUGACCUCUGCUCCCCAGUUUGUUCACUCCAGUGAUCAUGCCAAUCGAGAGGCUGAAUUAAAGAAGAAGAGGGUUGAGGAGAUGAGGGAGAAGCAGCAGGCUGCCCGGGAGCAAGAGAGACAUAGACGCAGGACCAUCGAGAGCUACUGUCAGGAUGUCCUGCGACGCCAAGAGGAGUUUGAGCGCAAGGAGGAAGUUUUGCAGGAGUUAAAUAUGUUUCCUCAACUGGAUGAUGAGGCCACAAGGAAGGCUUAUUACAAGGAGUUCCGUAAGGUGGUGGAAUACUCUGAUGUAAUUCUAGAAGUCCUGGAUGCCAGAGACCCAUUGGGCUGCCGCUGCUUCCAAAUGGAGGAGGCUGUCCUGCGGGCAGAAGGCAACAAGAAGCUGGUCCUGGUCUUGAACAAGAUUGACCUGGUCCCCAAGGAGGUUGUGGAGAAGUGGCUGGAAUACUUGAGGAAUGAGCUGCCAACCGUGGCUUUCAAGGCCAGCACCCAGCAUCAGGUCAAAAACCUGAAUCGCUGUAGUGUGCCAGUGGAGCAAGCCUCUGAGUCACUACUGAAAAGCAAAGCCUGCUUUGGAGCUGAAAACCUCAUGAGGGUUCUGGGGAACUAUUGUCGCCUUGGUGAAGUGCGCACCCAUAUCCGUGUGGGUGUUGUGGGCCUUCCCAAUGUUGGGAAGAGCAGCCUGAUCAAUAGCCUGAAGCGCAGCCGGGCGUGCAGUGUGGGAGCCGUUCCUGGGGUCACCAAGUUCAUGCAGGAGGUUUACCUAGAUAAGUUCAUCAGGCUGCUGGAUGCCCCAGGCAUCGUCCCAGGACCCAACUCAGAGGUUGGCACUAUCCUGCGCAACUGUAUCCAGGUGCAGAAGCUGGCAGACCCCGUGACCCCGGUGGAGACCAUCCUGCAGCGCUGCAACCUGGAGGAGAUUUCCAGCUAUUACGGUGUCUCCGGGUUCCAGACCACUGAACACUUUCUGACUGCAGUGGCCCACCGCUUGGGGAAGAAGAAGAAGGGGGGCAUAUACAGUCAGGAGCAGGCAGCCAAAGCUGUCCUGGCUGACUGGGUGAGUGGGAAGAUCAGCUUCUACACACUCCCACCCUCCACCCACACUCUGCCUACCCAUCUCAGCGCUGAGAUUGUUAAGGAGAUGACUGAGGUCUUCGACAUUGAGGAUACCGAGCAGGCCAAUGAGGACACCAUGGAAUGCUUGGCCACUGGAGAAUCUGAUGAGCUAUUGGGUGACAUGGACCCGCUUGAAAUGGAGAUCAAAUGGCUCCAUUCUCCAAUGGUGAAAAUAGCAGAUGCCAUGGAAAAUAAAACCACCGUGUAUAAGAUUGGAGAUCUCACUGGGUAUUGUACCAAUCCAAACCGUCAUCAGAUGGGGUGGGCUAAGCGCAAUGUGGACCGACACCCAAGAAACAACAGCACAGUGGAAGUCUGCUCAGUGGACCGCCGCCCGAUGCUACAGAGGAUCAUGGAGGCAGACCCUCUGCAGCAGGGCCAGGCCCUGGCAUCUGCCCUGAAGAAUAAGAAGAAGAUCCAGAAGCGUACAGACAAACUCGCCAGCAAGCUGUCUGAUUCCAUGAUGUCCGUCCUUGACCUCUCUGGCAAUGCUGAUGACAGUGCUUGUGACUGAUCCACUGAUCUCAUCUCCCUCCCCGCCUCCAAGCACCAGAUCCAGUGGGAUGGGAAAUAACAGAUGAAAUGAAAUGGUUUGGUUCUCCCUGAAGCACCUGCAUAUUAAAAGAACUCUCCCUGCUCUUUCCCUCUAUUUUUUUUGAGGGGAAAAAAAUAAACAAAACAGUCCCAAGUGUCUGAUACUGGCAAACCCAAUACUCUUUAUUUAACCCCUACUCUGUUUGUAAGAUAAAUAAAAUAAUCAACAGAUCA
Phacochoerus africanus (Common warthog) is the source of this 2138-nucleotide messenger RNA. It is a transcript of the gene GNL3L, whose product is annotated as G protein nucleolar 3 like. The coding region runs from base 157 to 1884 and encodes 575 amino acids. Gene Ontology annotation, cellular component: nucleolus. The transcript has 16 exons. Gene Ontology annotation, molecular function: GTP binding. The record is from RefSeq and is a predicted model, not a curated record. NCBI's taxonomy places the organism in Eukaryota, Metazoa, Chordata, Mammalia, Artiodactyla, Suidae.